Messenger RNA from Acanthoscelides obtectus, 219 nucleotides. The record is from the annotation of a GenBank genome assembly. Lineage: Eukaryota; Metazoa; Arthropoda; Insecta; Coleoptera; Chrysomelidae.
GGAAUGGGUAUGUAGCACUCCAGAUCUGCCACCUAUGGAAACUUUGUGGCAGGAGAUGAAAAAGGUUCUACGACAACAUCCUGCUCGUACAAUCACCGAACUGAGACAAAAGAUUCAAGAAAUAUGGGAUUGUUUUACACCAAAUGUUUGCCAAAACUUGGUUAAUACUAUGCCCCAAAGAAUUUCAGCCGUUUAGUGAUUUCAAAUAUGUAUUUUUUA